AUGAAGCUCAUCUUCUGCCUAUCGGCGGUCUUGCUGCUGCACCGAGCCAGCUCCAACGAGCAGCCCUGGUCCUGGGGCGCCGGUUCGAAGGAACCCGCCGCCCAGGCACCGGAAGACGCGGAGCCAUCGGGCAGAUUCGCGCCAUCCUACGAAGAAGACCUCCAAGCUGCUCCCAGCGAGCAAGUCAACGCCACCGCGGCCGGUCUAAUCAUCGACGAAAUCAUCAGUUCCACCAGAGAAGGCAGAGCCAUCGACGGCUUCGAUGAGGUCUACAGCGAUCCUUCGGUGCAGGAAGCCCUGCAGAACGGCGACGACGGCGAGGCGAGGAACGUGAUCAAGGAGAGAUUGUGCGCUAUAGGAUUGAUGCAGUGCGAUGAUGUGGAAGGCAAACGCCCCUACAUUUCACCGGAGCAGCUCGUCUACGCCCAACCGGUGGCUAUAAACCCGGUGGGGAAGCCGAUUCCCACCAUUCCCGUGAAGGGAGUCAGAGGAAUAGGGGGCUACGGGCCGCCCAAGCCGCUGCCCUACCCCGCCACCAGGCCAAUGCCGCCCGCGAAGUACCCUCCGCCUCAGAACAAGUACCCGUCGUCGGGGAAUCCCAACUACUUCCAGCAAGGGAAGCCGCCCAGGCGGUACUUUGGGGUGCCUCCGUCAAAGCCGCUGUACGGGAAACCGUUGAAUAUCAACGGGGAGGUCUACGAAGGCCCGGAGUUCUACGAUAAACCGCCCAGUUUCCUCGCCGGUUCCGGCCAAUUUACCGGUCCUAACCAAUUUACUGGUCCCAAUCAAUUCGCUGGUCCUAACCAGUACAUCGAACCCAUCGAGCCCGAAAUUCCUCCUUACAAAUUCCACCAAAACCCACCGCCGUUCCCAGUACAGAUUUCGCAAUCUUCAGUCGAGCACGUGCACCACCAUUACCACCACAACCUAGAAGGAGCUAACAAACCGCUGGUAAUCAACCCCAUACCGGUGGCUUCUGCGGCUGCCACGACGACCGAUUUGUCGGGCUCGUUCCAUUCCCAUCCGGGCAAUUUCGGCACGUUCAAGCCCUCCGCCAGCGUCGCCACCACCGCCGGUCUCGGUAACUACCAAUCGGGCACCUACGGCGGGCAGACCAUCGCGAAUUACGGACCGAAACCGGUCGAGGAGAACUACAACUACAACAGCUUCGGCGCUUCGGUGGGAGCCUUCGGCUCGAGCGGGCUCUACAAGAAGGAGUUGAACUUAAAUUCCGGCAACAACAAUUACCUGCAGACUGGUUACGCCGAUAAAUACCAGGGAUUGGAAUCAUCGAAUUUCGAUUGUACUUGCGUGCCGUACAAUCAGUGUCCUUCGCAGGACGUCAUCGGUCGCAAGGAUGAUUUGUAUUUACCGUUAGAUCCCAGGAAUUUGAAGACCCAAAUCGAGGCUUUGACUGAUGAAGAAACGAACAGUACACUCUCGACUGCAAAUACUACAGAUAGUACAGAAGUAAAGAGCGUUAGUAAAAGAGACACAACAUCGGUAGAUGCUCCGGUUAAGGAAGAUGCCAAACCAGAAGCUCGACAGCGACAGUACGGUUCUUUAGGGAACGUAGACAUGAAGAAAAUCCAACCGACUUUCGGGAUAUCUUUCGGGUUGCCACAACAAGGAGGCGGUGGAUAUCCUGCGAAUCCUUACAAUCCCUCGCCCUUUCCCAAUCCCUACGGCAGCGCUUUAGGCGCCUCCGGCAUCAAUCUCGGCCUGGUGUCGGUGAAUCCUUUGGUUUCCAUACAGCUCUCCAAGGACGAUUACGGCAACAAGGAGAUCAAACCUUUCAUUAACUUGCACGUGACGCCCAACAAUUUUCUCGUUCACAAGUUCGAGGAUCUGUUCGCCUAUAAAAAAGGGGUGAUCUUCAACAAGCACAAACACUACCACGUCCACAACGGUCACCAUCAGUACCACCCUCAUGGGGUGUACCAUCCACACGAAUCGUACCAUCCACACGAGGUUUACCACCCUCACGAAUCGUACCCUCCUCACGACGUGUACCGCGAACAUCCGUACGAAUUUACCCACCACCAGCAACCUCAUCACGACUAUUACCAUCCGGAGGGGCCGCCUCCGGUCGAGCAUCAUCCCUACUUCGAUGAUCCCCUCAACUAUGGAGGCGGUGAAUACGUUAAUUCCUUCGGCAGGACUUACAGAAACGAUUCGAGUAGGGUUGUAGAAGGAAGUAGCGUUUUGCGGCAGUACCAAAACCUCCCGUCCUAUCCGCCAGGAGAUUUUAACACGCGCAGUUUUCGCGCUGGUAAAAGCCUCCAAUCUUCUCGCCCUUCCAAUCCAGUCAAAUUCCCCAGUAGCAGAAAACGAAGAGACUUGCAAGGUAUAGUCGAUGAAGAGAUUUUAGAGAGGCAAUUCUACGGCGGACAGAGUCAAGCCUGCGGUCCGCGUCACGUCUGCUGCAAGCGCCCCCUUCGACCGCAAGUACCGAUUUCGCCGAACCGCCAAUGCGGUACUAGGCACUCCCAAGGCGUGAACGGGCGCAUCAAGAACCCGGUGUACGUGGACGGCGACAGCGAGUUCGGCGAUUACGCCGGUUUCGACCUGCGGGCACGCCUGGGCGAAUGGGACGUGAACCACGACGUGGAGUUCUACCCGUACGUUGAGCGGGACGUGGUGUCGGUGCACGUGCACCCGGAGUUCUACGCCGGUACGCUCUACAACGACAUCGCCGUGCUGCGAAUGGACGCGCCGGUCGAUUGGUCGAAGUACCCGCACAUCAGCCCGGCCUGUCUGCCGCGGCCGCACGAGGAGUACGCUGGUACCAGGUGCUGGACCACCGGCUGGGGCAAGGACGCCUUCGGCGACUUCGGGAAGUACCAGAACGUGCUGAAGGAGGUCGACGUGCCGGUGGUGGGGCACGAGGCGUACGAUUUCCAGUUGCACCCGGGUUUCGUUUGCGCCGGGGGCGAGGAGGGCAAAGACGCCUGCAAAGGGGACGGGGGCGGGCCGAUGGUGUGCGAGAGGGGCGGCACCUGGCAGGUGGUGGGACUGGUGAGUUGGGGGAUCGGUUGCGGCCAGAACGGCGUCCCCGGGGUGUACGUUAAAGUCAGCCACUAUUUGGAUUGGAUAAAGCAGAUUACGCAGCGUUUUUAG
Messenger RNA from Phyllotreta striolata, 3120 nucleotides. Lineage: Eukaryota; Metazoa; Arthropoda; Insecta; Coleoptera; Chrysomelidae. The record is from the annotation of a GenBank genome assembly.